AUGGAGAAUUCAAAGAAACAAGCGUCCUAUAGUGACAAGAGCAAUGUCAUACGUAAGGCCUAUUUAGUGGAGCCUAUUAUCAGACAUCGGAUCCAAGACUCACUUUUUUACAAGCAAUAUUUGUAUUUGACCAAUGAAGCGACCAUAUUGCCCGUAAUCACUAGUCAGGUCAAAUACAUUGGAAGUACUAAUGCCAAUGGAAAGCCAACUCCUUUCGUUUGUUGUUUCCUUCGGUUAUUGGAGUUGGAACCCUCUCGUGACAUCAUUGAAAUGUGUUUGCAUCAAUUGGGCACCAAAGAAUUCAAAUACUUGACAGCAUUGAUAAUGCUCUACAUUCGGGUGGUAUGGCCAUAUGAAGACGUAAUAACUACUCUUGAGCCAUUCUACUCUGACUACAGGAAACUAAGGUUCCAAUUGAAGUCGCCCAUCAUGGUCAAAGGCAUGCCCAUCCUUUACAAGCUCUCGCACAUGGAUGUGUGGUGCGAUGAGCUUUUAAACAACGAGAGAGUCGUCGAUCUUAUCUUGCCCCGCAUGGUCCCACGUCAUGUAUUAUUCGAGAGAGGACUAAUUGGCGAACGAAACUACCAUGGAAUCGUCUCUGAAGAUGAAAACGAAUCCAAAAACGACUCCGAAAGCAAUUCGGAUGAUUAUGAAAGUGAUAGUGAUUGA
Messenger RNA from Debaryomyces hansenii CBS767, 669 nucleotides. It is a transcript of the gene FGR16, whose product is annotated as U4/U6-U5 snRNP complex subunit. Lineage: Eukaryota; Fungi; Ascomycota; Pichiomycetes; Serinales; Debaryomycetaceae. The coding region runs from base 1 to 669 and encodes 222 amino acids. Gene Ontology annotation, cellular component: precatalytic spliceosome. The record is from RefSeq and is a predicted model, not a curated record. The transcript has a single exon.